This is a messenger RNA of Amphibalanus amphitrite, 2005 nucleotides long. Its product is annotated as sialin-like. The record is from RefSeq and is a predicted model, not a curated record. Gene Ontology annotation, biological process: transmembrane transport; monoatomic anion transport. NCBI's taxonomy places the organism in Eukaryota, Metazoa, Arthropoda, Thecostraca, Balanomorpha, Balanidae. The transcript has 11 exons. Bases 342 to 1904 code for a protein of 520 amino acids. Gene Ontology annotation, molecular function: transmembrane transporter activity.
AGGCAGCGGCAGUGGGUGUCCACAGUCGCAACUGAAGCUCGUUAUCGAGAGGACUUUCUGGGCAGUGGAUUCAUUUACAAAGGGAGUUCAUUAGUGGUGUUGUGCUAAUUGAAAGAAGUACAGGUUUGCAGGUCAUCGCUGCUGCAGAAAGAAUAAUGGCUUUAGUAAGUGCUGCUCGUUGAAUUUCUUUGUCAAGUUGAAAGGUUGCUGAGUCCGAAGAAACAAAGGAGGGUCUGUUUGGUGCUUACAAACGACUCAAGUCUAAUGAUAUCGAUUUGUUAGAGAACGACUCGACGAGCCAUUAGGUAUAUUAGCAGUGCAACAAAGCAUUUUUAUGUGGAAUGGCAGCCCCACAACAAAUGAAAAAAGAAGAAGUUGGUUUCCAGCAACCAUGCAGCCUUCUGACUUCCUGGAGACUGCGGAUUACCUUAUUCUGCACACUGGGAGGAAUGGUGCUGAUGAUUGCACGUGCACAGACCAGCUUCGCCAUCCUGUGCAUGGUCCAAGACGAGCUGCCCUCCGAAGGAGAUGUGAAAACCUCCAACGACUCGGCUCGACAGAGCGGGCAGCUCGACGAGACCGUGAGCUCGUAUCAGGGAGAGUUCUUGUGGGACAAGCCAUUCCAGGGUCUGGUGCUGUCUGCCUACUUCUAUGGAUACGUGGCUACACUCAUUCCCGCCGGCUGGCUAACGGACAGACUCCGUAACCACCGGGUGCUGGCUGUCAGCGCGGUGGUUCAGGCCGGCAUCCUGGCCCUGAUGCCCGAACUGACGCGGCUGCACCGGUACAGCUUCAUCGUGCUCAGGAUACUGCAGGGCGCCGCGGCGUCCGUGUUUUUUCCUGCGUUCAACGUCGUCAUCCGUAACUGGAGCGGUGCUGGCGAGUUUCCACUGCUGUUCGGCCUGGCCUGGAGCGGCACCUACCUGGGCAGUGCGGCCGCGUUCCCUCUCAGCAGCACGCUGUGCCAGCAGCACCAGCUGGGAGGCUGGACCGCCAUCUACUAUGGAUCAGGGCUCGGAUUAGCGCUCUGGGCCAUAUUAGCAUGCGUCAUGCUAAAUGAAACGCCACAACAUAUGCGUUUUAUUUCUGGCGUCGAGAAAAGCUUCCUGGCAUCGCACAACGGUGAUUCUAGGUCCAACAAAGAGCAGGUGCUGCCAGUAUCGCUGUGUGUCCUGAUGAGAAAUCUCCAAGUGUGGAUCAUAUCCCUCAGUUACUUUGUGGUUGCUUGGUUCUUCGCAGCAAUGAACAUCACACUACCAACAUUCAUGAAAGAAGGGUUCGAUUUUGACAUUGAAGAAAACGGUUUUCUGUCUGCGCUGCCUAGCCUGUGUAUGUGUUUGUUUGUCGUCCUCGGCGGUAAAAUGUUUGCCUAUCUACACGUCAACAGAGGCAUCUCCAAAACCAACGGAAGAAAAAUCAUGUCAAUGAUUGGCCUUCUGCUGCCCUCGUGUUGUAUGGCAGUGUUGAUUCUUCUGCCGGCCAGUCAGCGAAUUCUUGGUGUGCUGCUUUCCUCCGUGGCAGUGGGGGCUUCUUGUCUGGUAACCAGUGCUGGUCCGGUGACUGCGGCCGGGGACCUCGCUCCCCAGUACACGGGCAUCAUCUGCGGAAUCGCCGCCUCGAUCGGCAACACACCGGGCUUCCUGGUGCCCCUGGUCGCCGCCGCGAUGACGCCCAAUGGGACGCUGCAGGAGUGGCGCUGGUUCUUCAGCAUCACAGUGGCGCUGAUGGUGCUGUUGGCGGUGCUGAUCGGCACGCUCUGGAGGUCAGAGCUGCAGCCGUUCGCCGCCGCUGUGCUGCCGCCUGCCGCCGCGCCGGGGCCGCAGCCGUUCACAGGGAGCAUGGAGUUCCCUACCGCGGCGCCGGCAACAGCAUCGGGGGCCGCAACCGAGGCAGAAGCCGCCUGAGUGGCCUGUUUUGUUCGGCAAUUCAAGCAAAAAUCAAUGUGCGAGUAGCUUAUUACAUGUAUUGGCUGCUAAAUAUAUGUACCUAAUGCAUAUCUUACAAA